AUGACCUGCCUGUAUUUUUAUAUCUUAUGUGUCUCUGCCUGUGUGGACUCCAUCAGUGCAGUUCCUUACAUUACUGUAUCUGCUCCAGUGGGUUCCACAGUCGUCCUGCCGUGUAAACUGACUCACGCUUUCAACCAAACAUCAGCUGUUCGGUGGAGCACCGAUGAUGAUGUUGUGUUUGAGAGAAGCAGUGAUGGUACAGAUGUUGGUUCAGGUUAUGAGGGUCGUGUGGACGUUCCUGAGGACAAGCUGCGUAAAGGAAACUGUUCCCUGGUGCUGAAGAACAUCAGACUCACUGACGAUGGCGUCUACAAAACCUUUGUGAUGGAACACAUAGACACCAAGACCACCAAAUGGGAAGAAGUCAACAAGGUUGAAUUAUCAGUCAAAGUCUUGCAGAACAUAUCAGCUACAGUGGGUUCCACAGUCAUCCUGCCAUGUGAUUACAGAAAUCUGUCCAUUCAAACACUUCAUGUGAGGUGGUAUAUCGGCCUUCAGGUUGUGUUUGAGCGACAGGGUAAAGAGUCAUAUCAGGGAGAAGGAUAUGAGGGGCGUGUGGACGUUCCUGAGGACGAGCUGCUUAAAGGAACCUGUUCUCUGGUGUUGAACAAUGUCAGAGUAUCUGAUGGUGCUGAGUACAGAAGCUCCAUGAUAGUGAAACACACAAAGAAACCCAUCUUGGUCCAGAAAGUUCAACUCUUAGUCUACGCGGUUAUUCAGCCUUCUCUCUUUGAUGCCAGAGCUCUAAAAGCCAAUUCUUCCAGUUUCUGUUUCUGCAUGCUAAACAUGAACAACACACACACACACACA
Molecule: messenger RNA, 810 nt
Organism: Clarias gariepinus (North African catfish)
Lineage: Eukaryota; Metazoa; Chordata; Actinopteri; Siluriformes; Clariidae
Product: matrix remodeling-associated protein 8-like
Exons: 4
Biological process (GO): negative regulation of T cell proliferation; cell surface receptor signaling pathway; cellular response to lipopolysaccharide
Cellular component (GO): external side of plasma membrane
Source: RefSeq, a predicted model, not a curated record